Anoplophora glabripennis (Asian longhorned beetle) is the source of this 2369-nucleotide messenger RNA. Its product is annotated as acetylcholinesterase. The transcript is spliced from 11 exons. Bases 301 to 1992 code for a protein of 563 amino acids. The record is from RefSeq and is a predicted model, not a curated record. NCBI's taxonomy places the organism in Eukaryota, Metazoa, Arthropoda, Insecta, Coleoptera, Cerambycidae.
ACUGGAUAUUCAUGGCCUCAGCCAACUUUCUCUUCAUUGCAAUUGUCAAUUAUCAUAACAUAUGUCUCGCCAAAUCGCAAAUUGCAACCGUUUUAAAAUAUGGUGUUCAGUAAUUGCUAUCGUUUGAAAACUAAAUUGUAAAUUAAUAAAUUAUACUUCAGCGAAAAGCUCGACGUACCGCGAAACGUUAAACCCGAUAAUAAUGAACCAAUCUCAUGCAAGGAAUUUCCUUAGUGUCUGUUCCAUAUGAAGGUAUAUAUAGGAGUGAAGAACAUGUUGUUUACGUUAUUAUAAUUCAAGAUGGACUGUAGAAAGGUGAUUAUAUUUGUUUUAUGUGAAAUAAGUUUAUCUGUAGCAUAUGGGAAAGAUCCUACACUGGUCACUCUACCAGAGGGCCAAAUAAAGGGUCACGAACUACGUUCUCCAAAUGGCAAAGUUUAUUACGCAUUUCAAGAAGUUCCGUACGCAGCGCCACCUGUCGGAGAAUUAAGAUUUAAGCCACCAACAGAGCACCAGAAAUGGAAGGGAGUAUUGGAUACCACAAAAAAUACAAAAAUUUGUUACAAGACAGAUUCUUUCGUAAUUCCCAACACAACGGAGAGCGAGGACUGUUUGUAUCUGAAUGUUUUCACGCCACAGAAACCUGGAGAUUCAUCAAAAGCUCCUUUAGGAGUAAUAGUUUGGAUACAUGGAGGUGGAUAUGAAUAUGGAUCUGGUGUUGUUCAAAUAUUCAAACCUCAGUUCUACGUGGAGCACAAUAUCGUUGUUGUCACAAUGAACUACCGACUGGCUGUUUUAGGUUUUCUUACCACGGAGGACGGGGUCAUACCAGGAAACUUGGGGAUGAAAGAUCAACAUUUUGCCUUAAAAUGGGUCAAGAAGAACAUUCAUUUGUUCGGUGGAGACCCUGAAAAAAUAACAAUUUCAGGCGAGAGUUCCGGAGCAGCUGCUGUGGGAUUGCACAUAAUAAGUCCAAAAAACAAAGGGUUAUUCAGAGCUGCCAUAUUGCAAAGUGGUACUGCGGUAGCAAAAUGGACACGUCAAGAUUUUGCUAGAUUUUACGCCUUCGAAUUGGGACGAAGUUUGGACCCGAAUUUCAAAUCAAACGACUCAAAGGAAUUACUCAAGUUGUUGCAAAAAACUCCAGCUUCCAAACUGACCAAAAACUCCGUCACUACUGCACCAGGAAAGCAAACGUCAUCGGUCGAGGGUGAAGGUCAAAUAUGGCUGCCCGUGAUAGAGGACCCUCAUCUGGAAGGGGCAUUCCUGACGACUUCUUUCUAUGAACCUUUUAGGACGGGAAAUAUCAACCAAGUGCCUAUACUUAUUGGCUUCAACUCUGAGGAAUAUCUGUUGGUUGCAUCAGCAAUUCCUUCGGGACCUCCAAAUCGUGCGAAAUAUUUCGACACGGACUUGUCCAAUCUCGUUGGAAAUAAGUAUAAUAUGACUAAAGAAAACAAAGUAGCUGCUGGCCGCAAACUCAGGCAAAUUUACACUGAUCGAACAUUCCAAGAGGACAUUGCAGCGGUGAUCAAGUUCACCAGCGACGAAGUAUUCUCAACACCCAGUACUAGGCACGCAAAAUUACAAUCCAGCUAUACCGAUGUUUAUAUGUACCAGUUCUCGUAUAAAGGAAAGAUGGGAGGUUUGGCUGGUGCAGAAGUUGCAGGUGUGCGAGGUGUUGGUCACGCCGAAGAAUUGGGCUAUUUAUGGGACGCACCGCUAACAUCCGACGGAUCACCCGACGAUCCAGAUGAUUUGGUAACAAGGCAGCGUUUGUUAACCUUAUGGACAAACUUUGUUAAGUGUUUAAAUCCAACUCCUAAAAAAGACAGUGUCUUGAAUAACGUUAUAUGGGAAAAGCUAACUCCGAACAAUUUGGUAUAUUUGAAUAUCAAUAAAACACUCGAAAUGCAGAAAAAUCCAAAGGAGUACCUCGAAUGGGAAAAAGUUUUAGACACUUACGCCAUACCACCAUUAUCUAAUUACUGAUUUUAUUAUUUUAAUUUGUAAGCGUAAUAAAUUGUCUACUAUUGUUUUGAUUAACUGGUCAGUCGAUUCUGGUUUUUCAGGACAAUCGGACCUUUGCAUUGAUUUUUUUUCGCAAAUGCAUAAAGACUGUUGAAGUAAUGUGUCUGUUUAAUGUUAUAAUUACUCUAGUCUAAGAGAGUCUAAUAAAUUAUUUCAAUUUUCAAAAAUAUUCUUUAAAAAUUGAACUCCCAUGAAUUUCAGUUGUAACGCACAAUGCAAUAUUUCUAGUUUCAAAAAUUUAUAUGCCAUCCACAGCAACAUAAGUAGGUAUAGAGUACCUAUAAAUGGAAGUAAUUAAUAACUAUUUUAGAAAAAUUAAUAAACGCAGUCAAACGCAA